Messenger RNA from Amphibalanus amphitrite, 1508 nucleotides. RefSeq names its product tafazzin-like. Gene Ontology annotation, cellular component: mitochondrial membrane. The coding region runs from base 158 to 958 and encodes 266 amino acids. The transcript is spliced from 4 exons. The record is from RefSeq and is a predicted model, not a curated record. NCBI's taxonomy places the organism in Eukaryota, Metazoa, Arthropoda, Thecostraca, Balanomorpha, Balanidae. Gene Ontology annotation, biological process: inner mitochondrial membrane organization; cardiolipin acyl-chain remodeling. Gene Ontology annotation, molecular function: 1-acylglycerophosphocholine O-acyltransferase activity.
UUAUUUAUGAUGUUUACAUAUCUCUCGGGUGGUCGUGGUCUUUUUUUCCUGUAAUUUUUCAUUAUUUUCUUCAUGAGUUUUUGUAUACCUUGAUUUCGUUCUAUCCAUCGCAUCCGGCAUUUUUUUAUCGGCAUUUUUUGCCCUGAAGCAAGUUAAAAUGCUUCAUAAAGAAGCUAUCCCAGCAUGGCCAUUUGCUAUCAUGAAAUCUCACCCAUGGCUAUGGAAACUUAGAAAAAGCUGCAUUGUUCCACCUGUUGGAGUACUGUCAAAAAUAUUUUUUGAAUACUUAAGCCGAAGCCAGGUAUUUAACCGAGAGGCACUUUUGGAACUGGUAGGAAACAGAGCUGAUGGCCAGGGCCUGGUCACUGUCUCCAAUCACUACUCAUGCCUGGAUGAGCCUGUUCUGAAUGGAAUGCUGAACUGGAGACACCUACUGAGUCCUGAUGUGAUGCGGUGGUCGCCGGCGGCGCACGACAUCUGCUUUACUCGUCCGUUCCAUUGCUGGUUCUUCACAUCAGGAAAAUGUGUUCCUAUUGUUCGCGGAGAAGGUGUUUAUCAGCGCGCCAUGAACUUCCUGGUGGAGCGGCUGCGGCGCGGCGACUGGGUGCACCUAUUCCCGGAGGGGCGCGUCAAUACCGAACACGAGCACCUGCGGCUCAAGUGGGGCGUGGGCCGACUGGUGGCCGAGCCGGAGCGCACGCCCACCGUGCUGCCCUACUGGCACCUGGGCAUGGACGCGGCGCUGCCCAACCGGCCGCCGUACGUGCCGCGGCCCGGACAGACCAUCACCGUGCUGGUCGGCCGGCCGCUGACGCUGGCGGCAGAGGUGGCGCGGCUGCGGCGGCGCGGCGCCUCCAGCCGAGAGGCGCGCCGCACCGUCACCGAGCGCGUGCAGGACGAGCUGGAGCGGCUGCGCAGCCGGGCCGAGCAGCUGCACGCCGCCCGUCUGGCCAGCUGACGGCCGACACCCGGUGGGUGGUAUAGGCGCGGUCAAACGGACACGCACAGUGCAAAUUCAGACUCCCUCCCCGAAUCGCAGUGUAAUAGACAUUUGUCGCGCGCUGAGCGAUACCAGUCAACUAGAAACUACAACUCAAGACAAGUUGGAGCUACAAUGCAAGUAGGUCUGUGCCAGUAGUCUUAUUUUAAUAUUAAAGUUUAGAAUAGUUGUGUGCUACUCUCAUCUGAGCUACAGGAUCACAGGUGAUUACAUGAUUCCGGUUGCAGAUACCAGGUAGAUUUUUUUACAAGCAUCGCGGUACUGUUCAUGCCGUAUUGAAAAGGUGAGUUAACAUUGUAAGCUGCAAUAGAUGGCAUGAUCUUGUCUUGUAUUACACUGUUUAAACAUAUUAAGUCGGAAAUGAAUGGAAUGAUCAAUGGCAGAAUUCACGCGAUAUUUCGAAAAGAAUGUAGGUAUGGGUUCUUACGGACAUGACAAGACGGGAGGCGGAGCAUGAGGAAAUUUACCGUGUCCAAAGCUAUUUUGCGAGCAAGACAUGUCAUUUAAC